AUGGCAACCGCCGAAAAAGUUGAAGACCUCCCAAAGUUGCCGUCGGAGAUCAUCCGCGGGAUUCUUGCGUGGCUGCCGGUGAAGUCGUUAUGCCGAUUCAGGUGUGUCAAAAAGUCUUGGAAUUCUCUAAUCCUUGACCCUCACUUUGUGAAGUUGCACUAUGACAAAGCCAUUGAGCAUGAGGAUGUGUUCUACCAAAGAAGAAGCGUCUUCAUUAGUGAUAUGUGGACUCUUUACUCUAUCGACCUCGAUGAGUGUCUCAAUCGUAUUAAUCUUGAUGAUUAUUCUGGGAAUUGUGUUUUAGUAGACAAUACAUAUCUUCAAGAUUUUAUGGGUUUGGUGAUUCAUAGCAAUGGCUUGUUGUUCAUGCGGUCAUGUUAUCAUGAAUUUAGUUUGUUUAACCCCGCCAUCAGCCAGACCAAGAAUUUACCUAUUCCACCAACGUAUGAUACUUGGUCUGAUGAAGUGUGUGGGUUUGGAUUUGAUCUGUCUACCCUAGAUUACAAGGUGGUUCAUGGGCUUUUCUGUCAAGAUGAACUUAGGUUUAGUGUUUAUUCAUUGAAAACCGGUUCUUGGCGAGUGAUUCAAAGUGGAUACCCCUACAAAUAUCGAACACCGGCGAUGGAUGGGAGACUGGUGAAUGGAGGAGUUCAUUGGUUGGUUCGUAGAGUCCAUGACAGAUCAUCUAUGGUGAUCGUAUCUUUCGUUUUAGCAGAGGAGGAUGUUCGUGAGAUUCCUCUGCCGCCUGAUUUUAAUAUUAUUGAAGGUGAAGAUGAAUAUUAUCUCAGCGUCUUCCAGGAAUGCUUAUGUGUGGGUAAAAAGGAUGAUCUAGAGUUUUGGGUCAUGAAAGAAUACGGAGUGGCCAAAUCCUGGACUAAGAUAAGCAUCUCCCUACCCUUUACUGAAGGGUUACAUUCCGGUUUUGUGAAGAAAAAUCAUCAUCUAUUGCUGCUGCAAGAUCAAAUGCAACAGCGGAGCAAGUCUAUUUCCUCCCCAGAGGACACAAGCCGGUUUAGCUGUAGUGAUGCAUAA
Rosa chinensis is the source of this 1032-nucleotide messenger RNA. RefSeq names its product F-box/kelch-repeat protein At3g06240. The coding region runs from base 1 to 1032 and encodes 343 amino acids. The transcript is spliced from 2 exons. NCBI's taxonomy places the organism in Eukaryota, Viridiplantae, Streptophyta, Magnoliopsida, Rosales, Rosaceae. Gene Ontology annotation, molecular function: protein binding. The record is from RefSeq and is a predicted model, not a curated record.